CGUCGCGCUCGCCGUCAACGCGCCCGUAUAUAUUACAAUAUUACAAUGUCGUGGUUAUGGCGCAACGGUCGACGCCGCCCGACUAUUAUAGAUUGUGACAGCGCCGACGAGUUAUACACCGGCAGUGUUUGGUCUGCGUCGCUCAUUACACGAACCCACACGCAGUAGCGAUGACGGGAAAAGCAACUCUGGCCGUCGCGCUCUUGUGCUUCUUGCAGGCCUUUGACAACUGUGAGUAUAACGUCCGCAUAUAUAAUAAUAAUACACGUACACGCCGAUAGUAAUAGCGCACGCGCGCAACAUUGUUUCGCCGUUAUUAUCGUUAUUGUUAUUGUUGUUGUUGUUGUUGCUGUUGUUGUUGUUGUUGUUAUUAUUAUCGUUACGAUGUCGCCUGUCGCGCGGCGCGGGGUAGAUGCGCGGUUGUCGUGCGUUUUUUUCACGCUCCGAACGAAAAACGAAAAAAACGUCGGACGUUUACGAUGUUAUAGGAGGAACACGUUGUUGUUGUAGCGAAUAGUCCGUAAUCGAAUUUAUGCCGUGCGGUUUUUUUAGUCUUUCGCCUGUUCAGUCGAAUGACACUUUUGCAUACGCGAUUCGAACCAGAUGAAAAUACUUCGAACAUUCGAACCGCGUAAUAUUUAACAAAUCUCACCGGGGUUCGACAGAAAAAAAAAACCAAAAAACCGAAAAAACCGCCCCGGUGUUUGUGUAAAUAUCCUCGGCGCGCGUUACGCGCGCACAACUCUUAAGUUCGGUUUAUACAACGCCGGCGAUAAUAUUAUCGCGCGUCCAACGGACCAGGUUCGGGGAAACUAUGUAAACCGGUUCAGAUAUUUCUUGAAAACGUGUUUAAAGUCACACCGAGAAAAUAUGUAUUGGUCCCGUCUGUUUCGCGGCGUCCGUCACGGCAAUAUUGCAUUUUUAUUUUCGUAAAAUACACCGUAAAACAAUAUUAUAUUGUAAUAUCGUACCGUAUCGUUUGCCGUUUCGGACAAAUGCGUGCGCACAGACAACGAACGAAUCCUCCGGCGCGCGUCCAAUGUUCAUAACGCCCCGUCUGUAUUUUGCCGGUGGAAAAAAACAAAAAAAAAAAAAAAACCAAAACGAUUUCAUAAAUUCGCCGUUGCUAUGCGGUACCUAAUAGUAUUGGCAAUAAUGAACUGCGAUCGCGUUGUCGUCCGGUAUUCGAUCGGCACGCGCGUGUGAAAAUCAAUAACACUUACAAAUCUGUACACCGUAAACCCCUUGGCGAAUGCUACGUAAUUCCUGUUGCGUGCCGUUUAACGCACGCGCCGCGGCGGUCGCUCGGGAGACGGACUUCCACUUGUACCGGCUUUCGAGUCCGUUUUUAGGCCGCGGCCCGUCUAUUAUGCGCGUCGCGCGGCAUCGAAUCCGUCGAAAUUUCGUAUUCCGCGUUAUUAAUAAUAACCGCGCGUUGUCGUGGUUAGGCGCGCGUGCAUCAAACAGAACGGAUCCGGGGGAUUUUUUCUCUUGUCGCCGUUUUCGAUUCGACGGUUAUGACGAGUACUACUGUUACUGUUGUUGUCAUACGACUGCGUAACGCUCGAAGACAAAAACGUCGCGGCGUGUUUUCGUUACGAUUCCGAACACGACUCCGGUCGGGGCGCCACAACCGAACCGAACGCGUGCGAAACCGCACCGCCGCACCGGGCCUACGGUUCAACGACGUGCGGGGCCGCGCCCCGGCGCAAAUUUGAAAUCGAAAACGCCGCGAUUUCCCGGGCGUUCGACGAUUCCGGCCGGGCCCGCGAUUCACGCGCGCGUGUCAUUUGCCGACCGCCGCCCGUGAUGUGUCGCGCCCGUCACGUAAUCGUUCUCGUUUGUCUGUCGGUCAGUUGCGAUUCUCGGCGCACAGCGUUCGUUUCCCUCCGGGACGAAUUUCUCCGCCGGACCGCGGGCGUAAAAAACCGCGGCGCGCAAUCUUGCGCCGGACCGCGCGCGCGUAUCGCAGUUUCUUACGCAGCCGCCGCGAAACGAUGUUUUGUAUUUCCGGCCGACGGUCUCGUUCGGCUGCGGCUGCUGCUGCUAAUAGUAAUAAUAAUAAUACACGAACGGGGAACAUAAUACCGAUCGGGUUUGUUCACCUCGCCGUCCGAGAAAGCGGUCCGACCGAAAUGACGAUUUUUUUUUUUAUUUUUUUUUUUUUCUAUAUAGGUGUAUAACAACCACGGCGCGAUAAUAGCGAUAGCGCGCAGGUAGUGGUGGUCGGUAAUGUUCGAGUGGGCAUUUGGGUGUACCUAUGUAUACCAUAAUAUUAUACAUUUUUAUGUAUAUAAACGUACACGCGCGUACGGUGUAAUAAUGCAAAACGCAUUACAACGCGGUCCGUCCGAAGAUUUUCUCUUUUCGCCGUUCGCUCGGAAACCCAAUUUAUACGAUUUCCAACGCCUUUUACCGCGUCGCCGCCGGAACAAUGGGCACCGCAGCCGCCGCCGCCGCCGCCGCCGACUAUGCUCAUUAUUAUUACCGUACGUGACUCGGUCGCGACACGUUCGACGGGCCCGAGCCGCGGGCCCCGACAUCGUAAUAAUAAUAAUAAUAUCGGAUUGUGCCAUUAUAUUUCGUAGCCGUGUCCGUUUUUGUUCGUAGAAACCGUAAUGGGUACCCGUAGCCUAAUAAUGGCGUGCGGCCGACGCGGAAUAGACAAAACCCGAACGCGCCCGCGCGGCGCGUUUAUCAUCGUACACGCCCGGGGCGCGACUCACGCGCGGGACCCCGAGUAAAGAUCUGAGCGUUCGGGGGGGGGAGGAGGAGAGGGGGUAGGGCAAUUUUUUUUUUUUUUUUUUACAACGCCAAUACAAUAUAGUGUACCGCCAUUGUAUACACGUCUGCGAUUGGAAUCGGGUUCAAUAGAAUUGUAGUAGAAAGCGAAAUCGGAGAAAUAAUGUGUCUGAGGGGAAUAGCUGGACCCCUGGCCCUACCCCCUCUCCUCCACUGGACCCGUCAUGCGGGCGGUAUUAUACGUAUUUUACGACACAGCAGCUAUAACAUAGUGUCCACGGUGUUUGGUUUGUCUAUCGAAUUUCACAUUUUUUCAGGAGAGCAAAAAAAAAAAAAAAGCAGAACAGCGUUUAAUGAUUUGGAAAACAAUAAAAUUACUCGUGUACACAUAAUAAACAUAACGCGGUAUACGCCUUUUCAACGAAUCAGCGUUGAUUUAAUCACCUAUAUUUUAAAAGGCCGACUGGAUAUGUUUCAGUCGACCAAACCGACUUAAUUGUCCGUAAUUAAAUACGCCCUUUUACCAGUUUAUGCUCCUUAUUUUUCUGAUUUUUUUUUUUUUUUUUUGACACUUAAAACGUACUUUUCGAUUUUUAGCGGUAUGCGCGCCCGUACACGUUAUAGGAUAGACCAAAUAAAAAAAAAAUAAAUAUUUUGUCACGCAUCGCACGUAGUUUCUGCGAUCGCAUGUAUGAGCUAGGUGCGGCAUAAAGUUAUCAGAACUGUUUUUUUUUUUUUUUUUUAAUGUAUUUUUUCGUUUUCGCGUGAUUAUUUUUCUACGCGGCACCGACCGUGGGUGAUUCAAUAAUCCAUAUUUAGCGCGUCGUUUUCUUAUUACAGAUAUAGAUUUCAGACAUAAUAAUAAUAUAAUACACGACCUGGGGGGGGGGGGAAAUACAGCGUUAUCUAUACGUUUGACAUAAAAAAAGAUUGAAAUUCGAUGGUGAAUUGUGUACGCGCGAAUACUGCAACGAAAAAAUUCUAUUCGGUUUCGUUUAUCGCGAGCCAUCAAGUCAGCUCUGUUUAAAAAUAAAUCGACUUUCGAGGCUUUCGAACAAUAAUUCAAUUUUAUCGUUUUAUCUGUAUCACAGGCAAUGGGUUUAUGCAGCCCAGAGAAAAACGUCAAGCCGAAGACUCCGAUGAUCAGUCGGUAGACGAAUUAUGUAAAAACCGACCGCCCGACGAAUAUUUCCGUUUGUCCACCGAGGGCGACUGUAGAGAUGUAGUCAGGUAAUAAUUUGAUUAUUAUUGUAUUGUCUCGUAACUGUUGUAUGUACAAAUAGGUACACCGUUUGUGUCUAACUGAAUUGUUAUUACAAAUUAUAUUUUAUCAGGUAAACGUGUCAAUCGUUUGUGUACACCCGCAGUGAAAACAUUUUUUUUUUUUUUUUGUAAACAACAAUAAUACUAUAAUGUCGGAAACGUUAACAAUCAUUAUAAUAUAAUAUAAUAAACGUUAAAUUUAUCGUGACGUGACGUCGUUUUUUUCAAUCGAUUCACGAAUUGUAUUUUUGAAAAUAUUUUCGGUUAACGCAAACAUAAUUGUACGCGUUAAUCCGACGAUACGCGAGUUCAUUUUUCAUAGGUUAAAACGCAAAGACCCACGGACCUGUUGGACGAUAUUUUAUAUUGUUUACAACGAUUAAAUUCACCUGCCCGUCACGCAAUAAUAAUUACACUCGAGUUGGACAUUCGAAUUUCUUACGCGGUCCAGCGCGAGUUCAAAACGCAUUGCACGGGCCCACAUAUGUAAACUCCCGAUUAAUGUCCUUAUACGCUACGGCUUCGAUCUCGGCGCAUGAACCUUUAUAUUUGUUUUAUUGGUAUGAUUGAUGCCCACAAUAGGUGUGACCAAGCAGGCGAGAACGGCAUAACCCGUCUCGCGGGCGUUCGGUGCCCGAAUGGAUUAGCAUUCGAUAUUGAUCGUCAGACUUGCGAUUGGAAAACUCGUGUGAAAAAUUGUGACAAAUUAGAUAGUAAGUACAACGGACGUCCCGGAGAAGGUGGUUUACGGACUUUACGCGGUGUACGCAUCAUUACAUACUGUUUUUGUUAUGAUUUCAAAACAAAAACAAAUAUUCAUUUGGCCAGGGCUUUAGUUUUUAAGUCUGCGCAGCUCGGUACACACACAUCCAUAAACCAUAUAUACCUAUUACGACACUACUACAUAAUAUAAUCGCCUCGAAUACCAUAUAUUAUGCCUUUGCCCAUGUUCGUUGUUUUUACUAACAAAUAUCUAACAUAACAAUAUAAAAUAGUUUUAUUUGUAUAUAUACAUAUAUAUAUAUAUAUUUGUAUAUAUACAUUUAAUGGUGUUUUAUUUACGUGAACCUUACAUGCAUUGCAUCUGUUUGUUUUGGCUAAAAAUAAUUAAUUUUCAGCAUACCAUCGAUUGAACGUCGUAAAAAGAAUAAUAAUAAUAAAUAAAAAAAAGUGAAAACAAUUUAAAUUUGACAAUGUCUUUUUUUUUUUUUUUUAACAUAAAAAUUGCAUGAACGCAUUUUGUCCUUCAGGUGCACUAAAGCCGGUAUGAAACAAAUUACUUGCCCGUCUGGUUUGGCGUUCGACAUAGAAAAACAGACGUGUGAUUGGAAGGGUAAAGUCACCAAUUGUAACCGUUUGGACAGUAAGUGGCGAUAUCACUGAAUUAGAGGUGAAGGAUGAGAGUGUGAAUUGUACAUUACAAAAAAAAAAAAAAAAAAAAAAAACAAAAAAAAAAUUAACGUAUUUAAUGUCUAUAUAUAUAUAUAUAUAUAUAUAUAUAUAUUAUAAUGUGAAUGUAUGUUAUAUACCUACCAAAGAAAACAAGUUGAGUAGUUUGAAAGACCUGUGAGCCAAACACAGGUAGGCUUUUUUAGAAUUAAUCCUUGUGUUUUGUAACAAAAAAAAAAAAAACACAUCUAGCUUUAGUGUUACAGGUAACUGCACUAUCUUUAAAUUUAACAUUUUUGAGCUUGCUUCUUAUUCAUAAUAACUUUGCAUGAUCACUACAACUAUUUAGUUCUAAUCUUUGUAGAAGUUUCGAUAGAAAAAAUUAAUAACUGUUUUAACAAUAACACGUGCACACAUUUUUUUGAUACGUAAUUACUGCAUUGUGUACAAUACUUACAUGUAAAUCGUUAUUGAAUUAAAAUAAUAUUUUAUCAAAGAUAUAUAUAUAUAUAUAUACUUAUGGAAACACAUUUAAUAAUAAUUCAGUAUAAUUUUUUCUAAAAAAAAUUUCAAGUUUUGAAAAAAAAUUGCCAAACUUGAACUGAACUGACUACUUAUAAAUAUAAUAACGUUAAAAAUAGGUCGAUUUCUUGUUUUUAAAUAUUAUUUUGCAAUGUUUAAUAUUGUCAUAUUCGUGUUAUAUUACGUAAUAUUAUAUAUUUUAUACUGGCACCUACUUCACAUUAUGUAUUACUAAACAUUUUAACUACAUUGUGGAUACAAUUUAGAAAAAAAAAAAAAAAGGUAUUUUCGGGUAAUAAAUAAUCGCCUAUUUUAAUUCACAAACUUUUUAGUACUGUAGAAAACCGAGUUAGAUAUUAAAUUAUCUUAAAAUUAUAUAAUGCUGUUAGAAUACAUAGUUGGUGAUUUGUGCUUAACAGUACGCUAUACAGUGUAAUAUAAUACUGCAAUAAUAUCUAGUUCAUAAAAUAACUAAAAAAAAGUUCUGUUUAAUGAAAUCAAAGUAAUUUUUUUUGAUAAUAGAAUAUUAUAUAUGUAUAUAUAUAUAUAUAUAUAUAUAUAUUUUGGCUUAUCUCAGUAUACCUAAAUAUGCUUUUACCUAUCGAAAAUGCGUUACUAAAACCUAUGCUAUUAAUGCUAUUGUAUCGAAAUAACAUCACAAUAUAGAAAGAAUGAAUUUGUGUUAAUUAUAAUUUAUCAGUAUAUUCAACGCCAUAAAAUAUACGACUAUUAUUAGAUGUAUUAUUUGUUAUAUUAAUUCAGUAGUUAUGUAUUGAAUUUUAUACAUAUUGAUUUUAGAAUUUUCCAUAGCCCCGAAUGUUAAAAUAAAUUCGAAUACGAUUUACGACUAAUACGUUGGUUUCGUUAAAUUUCCAUUCAUAAACAAUUGAAAUCAAUCAAAUAAUAUUGCGAUUCAAUUUCAAAAUUAAUUUUACGGGGAGCUAUUUGAAAUUGCUGCAUAUUAACAGUCAAAUACAAAUUAACAAGGUCUAAAAUGUUCGUUGGCGUUGAAUAUCAUCCUAAUGAAUAAUUAUGCAAUUCAAACGAAUAUCUUAACGUUUAUAAUCGACAUUAUUUUCAGAACCCAGAAAAGCUAUGCCGAAUUUCAAAACAGACGAACCGGUCUGCCCAAAGGACCAAUUACAAUGUGGCAACGGUGAAUGUAUCAACAAGGAACUAUUUUGUAAUGACAGACCGGACUGCAAGGACGAGUCUGAUGAAAACGCGUGCAGUAAGUGCUAUCGAUUGCAAUUAUGCCACUGUAGCGCUGUCACGUGAUCGAUUAUCUUUAACAGAAUAUUAUGCUUUGUGAUUUAUACAGGCGUAGAAACUGACCCGAAUCGUGCUCCUGACUGUGACCCAAACCAAUGCGUGCUACCCGAUUGCUUUUGUUCGGCUGACGGCACUAGAAUACCUGGUGGAUUGGAACCGAGCCAAGUAAAUAUUAUUCGUAAAAUACGUUCUUAUACCUAUAACUACUUAAGUCAACUCAGAAUUUUUUCUUUAUAUACUUACAACCUGCAUUUCAGAAGUAAUCUAGUCUAACAUGAGCGACUGCUUAAAAAAAUUUUCAUAAGAAAUUAAUUUCCAUAAAAAAAAAAAAAAUAAAAACACUUCACAAAUCUGUUAACAAAUUCGAUUUUCAUGGCAAAUGUUAAAUUCCAUUUGAAUAGGUACCUCAAUUGAUUACGAUUACCUUCAAUGGUGCCGUCAAUGUGGAUAACAUGGAUUUGUACGAGGAAAUUUUCAACAACUCAUUGAGCAACCGCUUAAACCCCAAUGGUUGUUCCAUAAAAGGCACGUUUUUCGUGUCACACAAAUACACUAAUUACGCUUUCGUUCAAGAACUACACCGUAAAGGACACGAAAUCGCUGUAUUUUCAUUAACUCAUAAAGACGACCCAAAAUAUUGGACAGGUGGUUCCUAUGACGACUGGUUAGCCGAAAUGGCCGGAGCUAGACUUAUCACAGAAAGGUAAAUUAGAAAUCAUUUUCAAGCAACAAAAUUACAAAUUACAAAUCUCUAUUAAUUUUUUAACAGGUUCGCAAAUAUUUCUGACGGUUCAAUCGUAGGUAUUCGAGCACCUUAUCUAAGAGUAGGCGGAAAUAAACAGUUCCAGAUGAUGGAACAUCAGUUCUUCGUGUAUGACGCUUCUAUUACGGCAUCUCUGGGUCGUGUACCUAUUUGGCCAUACACUUUGUUCUUCAGAAUGCCACACAAAUGUAAUGGUAAUGCUCAAAACUGUCCUAGCCGAAGCCAUCCGGUAUGGGAGAUGGUCAUGAAUGAACUGGACAGGCGUGAUGAUCCAACUUUUGACGAAUCUCUACCAGGUUAAUGAUCACAAUGAAUUUUUUUUUUUUUUGCAUAUUUUAUUAAACAUUUAUACAUAUUUUAACUUCUAUAUUUAGGUUGUCAUAUGGUUGAUUCCUGUUCUAACAUCCAAACCGGCGAACAGUUUGGCCGCUUACUAAGACAUAACUUUAACCGACACUUCUCUACCAACCGUGCUCCAUUAGGAUUACACUUCCAUGCAUCAUGGCUUAAGAGCAAAAAAGAAUUCAAAGAUGAACUAAUCAAGUUUAUCGAAGAAAUGUUGAAAAGGAAUGAUGUAUAUUUUGUCAACAUGUUACAAGUAAGUAAUUACUAAUAAUUAUAAUCAAAUAAGUAAUAACUUUAUAUGUAUUACUCAGAUGACCAGAACUAAUAAUUUACUCAAACAAAAACUAAAUUAAACAAAUUAAAUAUAAAAUUGACAAUAUUGUAUAGUAUAUUAAAAAUAUCCUUCUUCUAGGUUAUUCAAUGGAUGCAAACACCAACUGAAUUGGACAACAUGAGAGAUUUCACGGAAUGGAAGGACGAAAACAGUAAAUGUGAUGUUAAGGGACAACCCUUCUGUUCGCUGUCAAAUCCUUGCCCACUGACCACCAGAGAACUUCCAGGAGAGACAAUCAGACUGUUUACUUGCAUGGAAUGCCCUAACUAUUACCCAUGGAUUUUAGAUCCUACUGGUGAUGGAUUUUCCACGAGGAGAAGACGAAAUGUCCACUUAAACUUUAAAAACAAAAACAAGUAUAUCUAGUCACAAUUUAAAUUUAAUAUCAGUUAAAUUUGAAUUUUAAAGACAUCGCAUAAAUUGUGGUUAUUUUAUUUCGUGUUGUUUUUAUGUAUUCGAUGAAAAUAUUAAAUACAAUUAUUAAGUACAAUAUUAUCGUAAGUUUACUUAAAUUAUUUUGUUUAUUUUUUUUUUUUUUAUUUUUUUUUUUUUUUACAUUAUAAUAAUGAUAUUUUAAGUAUGUAUUUUUUAUGUUUAAAAUAUAAUAUGAAUGACUUCAUUUACCUAAUUAAAAUUAAUAUAUUUUUAUAUGUUAAAAUUCAAGAUAAAAAUAUACUCUACACCCUGAUUUUGGUAGGUAUAGUUACAUCAAAACAAAUUUAUGAAUUAUAUUACCCUCUUUAUAUACUUUAUUGUAUAAUUGUAUUAGAUUUAAAAUUGUCAAUAAAUAAUACAUUUUAUUUCACUUUAGUAAACUGGAAAUAAUAUUAUCGA
Messenger RNA from Cinara cedri, 9464 nucleotides. Lineage: Eukaryota; Metazoa; Arthropoda; Insecta; Hemiptera; Aphididae. The record is from the annotation of a GenBank genome assembly.